Molecule: messenger RNA, 4571 nt
Organism: Columba livia (rock pigeon)
Lineage: Eukaryota; Metazoa; Chordata; Aves; Columbiformes; Columbidae
Gene: PIP5K1C
Product: phosphatidylinositol-4-phosphate 5-kinase type 1 gamma
Exons: 19
Coding region: 19-2616 (865 amino acids)
Biological process (GO): phosphatidylinositol phosphate biosynthetic process
Cellular component (GO): plasma membrane
Molecular function (GO): 1-phosphatidylinositol-4-phosphate 5-kinase activity
Source: RefSeq, a predicted model, not a curated record
GGCCCCGCCCCCGCUGCCAUGGCGACCGGCGGGCCCCGCCCCCGCUGCCAUGGCGACCGGCGGGCCCCGCCCCCGCUGCCAUGGCGACCGGCGGGCCCCGCCCCCGCUGCCAUGGCGACCGGCGGGCCCCGCCCCCCGCUGCCUCCCGCCGCUAGGGAGGACGCGGGGGUGGGAAAUGGUUUUCCUUUCCGCUGCUCUGUGGCGCACGAGGCCCCGUCCCCCCCCCCCUCCUUCCAGCCGGGAGCGGGCCCGGGCCCGACCCCGCGCCCACGGCCCGCGGGCUAUCGCGACAGCCAGCCCCCGAGUCGGGAUUUGCUCCGGCGGAAGGGGACCACUCAACUUCCGGCGCUGGCUGCGGUCCUUUCCGCCCUGCGCUGCUGGGGCGUGUCUAGCCGCGGCACCUCCCGCACUCUAUGGUCCCCGCUGUUCCCAGUCUCCUCAGCGGCGGCGGCCGGAGCCGGGAGGAGCGCGGCGGCGGCAGCGGGUGCGGGCCUGUCCUGCCCCGGGCCUGCCCUGCCCGCGGCCUUCGCGGUGGCCAUGGAGCUGGAGGUGCCCGAGGAUGCGGAAGGCUCGGCCGUGGCGGGUGCCGGUGCCAUCACCCCGGAGGCCGGCGUGGGGGGACUGGACGCGGCAGGAGGUCUGGCACCGAAGAAGGCGGCCGUCGCUGAGGGACCGUCGCCCCCAGGACAGCCCGGCCAGGGAAAGAAGAUCGGUCAUCGAGGCGUCGAUGCUUCUGGUGAAACCACCUACAAAAAGACCACCUCAUCCACUCUGAAGGGCGCCAUCCAGCUGGGGAUCGGAUACACGGUCGGCAAUCUGAGCUCCAAGCCAGAGAGAGAUGUCCUCAUGCAGGACUUCUACGUGGUCGAGAGCAUUUUUUUCCCGAGCGAAGGAAGCAAUCUCACCCCGGCUCACCAUUACGCUGACUUCAGGUUCAAGACUUACGCACCAGUGGCUUUUCGGUACUUCCGAGAACUCUUUGGGAUUCGUCCAGAUGAUUAUUUGUAUUCGCUAUGUAACGAGCCUCUGAUCGAGCUGUCGAACCCUGGUGCAAGCGGCUCCCUCUUCUACGUCACCAGCGACGAUGAAUUCAUCAUAAAAACCGUGAUGCACAAGGAAGCUGAAUUCCUACAGAAGCUCCUUCCUGGCUACUACAUGAAUCUCAACCAGAACCCACGGACACUGCUGCCGAAGUUUUAUGGACUGUACUGUGUGCAAUCGGGGGGCAAAAACAUCCGCGUGGUCGUGAUGAACAACAUUCUGCCUCGCGUGGUGAAAAUGCACCUGAAAUUUGACCUGAAAGGCUCCACCUAUAAACGCCGGGCGUCCAAGAAGGAAAAGGAAAAGUCCAGUCCUACAUACAAGGAUCUUGACUUCAUACAGGACAUGCCCGAGGGCCUGAUGUUGGAUGCUGACACCUUCAGUGCGUUGGUGAAAACGUUGCAACGCGACUGUCUGGUGUUGGAAAGUUUUAAAAUCAUGGACUACAGCCUCCUGCUUGGGGUUCAUAACAUAGACCAACAGGAACGGGAGCGCCAGUCCGAAGGAGCCCACAGCACGUCGGAUGAGAAGCGUCCCGUGGGGCAGAAGGCGCUUUACUCCACGGCCAUGGAGUCCAUCCAGGGCGGGGCUGCCCGGGGAGAGUCCAUAGACACAGACGACACGAUGGGAGGAAUCCCAGCAGUGAAUGGCAAAGGAGAGCGUCUCCUGCUACAUGUAGGAAUAAUAGAUAUCCUUCAGUCCUACAGGUUCAUCAAGAAGCUGGAACAUACCUGGAAGGCCCUUGUCCAUGACGGGGACACGGUGUCGGUACACAGACCCAGCUUUUACGCAGAGAGAUUCUUCAAGUUCAUGACCAACACAGUGUUUCGAAAGAAUUCCUCUCUGAAGUCGUCUCCCUCCAAGAAAGGGCGCAGUGCCUUGCUGGCUGUGAAGACGGCCGGUCCCAUGGCUGCGCUUUCCGCCAGCCAGCUUCCCUCGGAAAAGGACGACACACAGUAUGAUCUCCGUGCGGCCAGGAGCUACCCCACGCUUGAUGACGAAGGCAGGCCAGACCUGCUCCCCUGCACUCCUCCUUCCUUUGAAGAAGCCACCACGGCCUCCAUAGCCACCACACUGUCUUCUACAUCCCUCUCUGUUCCCGAGCGAUCCCCUUCGGAGACCUCUGAGCAGCCCAGGUACAGGAGGCGCACACACUCCUCAGGGCAGGAUGGCAGGUCACACGAGGAGGUGCGGGUCGAGGAGGAGCUUCAGCAGAUCAGCGUCGAGCUGGAGCCCAAGUGUGACGUUGAGAUCGUAGCUCCCGAAGAAGAUGACAAAGAGGAGGCGGCUUCUUCAGCCUGUGCCAUUGUAACGUCCACAGCCACAAUAGAGGUGGAGACGGCCAGCCAGGCCUCCGAGCCAGCCAGCCAGGCCUCGGAUGAAGAUGACGUGCCAGUCACAGACAUAUACUUUUUCACGGAUGGGAGGUACUGGAUUUACUCUCCCCGCCAGCGCAGACUGCGAACCACCUCGCGUUCCUCUGGGAUUCCGACAGACGAGAGGAGUUGGGUUUACUCCCCGCUCCACUAUAGCGCUCAACUCCACUCUGUCUCCGAUGAGGAGAGCGAUACAUAAUCUCUAUGCAGACACAGAAGCCCCAGAGAGCAGCGAUUCCCUCUGCAGGUCGAUGUGUUCCCUUUUCGUUGAUGCAGCCGUUCCAGUGGGAUGGGGAAGAGCUUGCUGACACCAGUAUUGCUGCACUGCAGGAUCCCGGGCACUGCGUUUCAGAACAGAGCAAAACUAUAACCAUCUAUUUCUACUUAUCCCAGACAUGGGCAGCAAAGAAACCACCCGCUCACCCACAGCUCCCACUGGAGACAUCCAGCUGGGUGUAGAGAAUCCUGGUAGUAACACAGUGUUUUCUAGACGUGCACUACCGUAGCUACCUAUCCAUGUGUGAUACUGUGAACCUUUUUAAUUUUUUAAUCAUGUAUUUAUUUCUUUUAUCUUUGCACAGAGACAGCACAAAUGUGCUUUUUUUAAACAUUUAGUUUACUGCACUUUUUUUUUUCUUUGUUGUUGUUGUUGUUGUUGUUGUUGUCAUAUAUUUGUGCAUCAGAAAGGAGUUUGAGACCUCACUGGAGAAUUGGUAGGAGCACGUUGCUGGGGAUGGCAGGGACCGGAGUGGCUUCAUUUGAGGCAGCAGUGUGGUCUGAUGGAGUCAGGAGGUUUAAGGCUGUCCAGACUCUGCCACGGUUUUGCCAAGUGACGUCAGGCAAGUCAUUUAACCACUCUGUGCCUCGGUUUCCCCUGUGCUAAUGGGUGUACAGUACCCACUUCCGUUAAAGCACUUAAACCUUGGGAUGAACGGUGCUAUGUAAAUGCAAUGUAUUAAAGGCCAUUGAAUAGAAUUGCUCCCAUGUUACAGUAGUCCAAAGUAGCCAUGCCAAUUUACUUGGAUUCAAAAAUCACUGGUGACUGGUCUUGAUCUGUAACACUGCGGGGAAGCAAAUGAUUCCUGGCGCCAGCGACGUGCUCAGCUCGGCUCUCCUGCGGACGUCCCCACGUGCUGCACCGCAGCGUCAUCCCGGCCCCCCCUGCCCGCAGCUCCGGCUGAGCGGCUGCCGCGGCGCUGCCGGCACCAGGCACGGGCACGGACAGAUGAGAACUGCAGCUCCGGGAACCGGCCGCGCUUGAGUGCGAGUUCCUCCGUCUGCCCAGCCCCACGUGUGGCUCGUCCGGACCCGCAACCCGCUCGAGCCACGUAGCGCCUCGCAUGAUCACGGGUGUAUCCGCCUGCCCGGUGCUCGGCGGUCACAACGCUGGGUUUGCACGUGUCCCCCGUACCUCAGGGCAGCCGGGGAGGCGCGUCCGCGCACUCUGGAGGAAGAAGCCUGGUGCCCUGUGCGGGCGGUGGGGUGUUCAUGGAUUCUGUUGGACAAAAAGCUGGGUGACUGGCAUGUUGCCUGUGGUAACAUCUGCUGUUGGAAAUUGCUGCUUCGGAUGUCUGAGACGGUUUGCUUUUCGAGGGCUGCAGACUUUGGGCGAGAGGAUUUGGUGUCACUGGGUGCGUUCUGAUCAGGCUCAUCCACCUGUCAGUGGGACACACACACAAUAGCGUUGUCUUGAACUCUGCAAUCCCAUCCUCAUCUCCAAGAGAGAAGAAAUCAGUUAGACCAGAGGGAGCCAGGUCUUAUUAAUGUGUUUUACAAGCCUCACUUGAUAAAGAGCGUCCAAAUCUCUUUAUUCUCAUCACAAUCUUCAGACUGUCCUUGGGAUUCCUUGUGGAGGAGUGAGGAAGUGGGACCGUUCUCUCGGGGCACAGUCCCCCCGGUCUGUCUGCACAGCAGCACUCGGGAUGGGUUAAUUCAGGCCCCAGAAGGUAAUUGAGCUGAUGGGAAGCUCUUCCCCUCUGCAGCGUGUUGAGGAUCUUCAUGAACUGAUGUUUUCUUGCCUAGAAGUACAGGACCCAGACUUCCCCGCUUACCUGCAGAUGCUGUUCUCGUGAGCACAGGACGGGGAUCUUGCAAGCUGCUGUAUUACGUGUUUUCUUGUAUUUACCAAAUAAUCCAUCAAAAGUCUUUCAAGAA